GAAACCACAACCCUCCAAAUCGUCACGGGCUCCUACGAGCGCGUCCUCCACGGUUUCACGGCCACGAUCCCACAAACCGCCCUCCAGGGCACGGGACCCGCACAUGAUACCCCCAAGGAGUCCCCCCUCUCCUUCACAGACACCUUCCUGUUCGCCGCCCACACCUCUUCAAUCCGGUGCCUCGCCCUCUCCCCCCCACCCCCCUCGGACCCCAACGGCCGCCUCCUCCUCGCCACCGGCGGCACCGACGAGCGCAUCAACAUCUACUCUCUCUCCCUAUGCCCGCCUCCCCCCUCCAAAUCCACCUCCACCUCCUCAACCGCCAAGCUCCCUCUCCUCCCCCCCACCCUCCUCCUCAACCCCUCCGUCAGCGAAAACGCAAAAAACAAGGAACUCGGCUCCCUCCUACACCACACAGGCCCCAUCACCACCCUCUCCUUCCCGACCCGCACCAAACUCCUCUCCUCCUCGUCCGACUCCACCAUCGCCAUCACCCGCACCCGGGACUGGGAACCCCUCUCCGUCAUCCGCGCGCCCGUCCCGAAACCCCAGGGUCGCCCGAGCGGCGACACGGCGGCCCCCGGGGAGGUGCCUAGCGGUAUUAAUGAUUUCGCCGUCCACCCGAGUAAUAAGCUCAUGCUUAGCGUGUCCAAGGGGGAGAAGUGUAUGCGGUUGUGGAAUCUGGUUACUGGAAAAAAGGCGGGGGUGUUGCAGUUUGGGCGCGAGGUGUUGGGGGCGGCGGGGGAGGGGAGGUUUGCGAGUGGGGAGGGGAGGAAGGUCGUUUGGGAUCCUGCGGGGGAGGAAUUCGCUGCCGGGUUCGAGAGGGGUGUCGUGGUGUUUGGCAUCGAUUGUCGGGUUAGGGGUGCGGUGGUGCCCGUGCCGAGGACAAAGGUGUGUCAGAUGAGGUAUCUUCCUGGCACUGCUGCUGCUGGUAGUAUCCUCGUCGUGUCGACCGAGGAUGGGAGAGUCAUGUUUUACAACACUGGCGUCCACGACGACCUACCGACCACGCAAAACACCCCAGGGAAAGAAGACACCGCAGCAAAACCAUGCAAACUCAUCGCCCAACUCGGUGGGCCCGCCGCAGGCAUCUCGGGCCGCAUCAAGGACUUUGAAAUCCUGCCCAUCCCCCAAUCUACAGGAUCUACAGACGCUCACGCCAACAAUGUCGAGCCGGCAUAUCUCGUCGUGACGGGGAGUAGUGAUGGGUCGGUACGGUUUUGGUACGUUUCUGCUGAGGAGGUUAAGGGAUCUGAGCAACAGCAACAGGCAGGAAAGGACUUUACGGCAAACCAAGUCGGGAGGUUAAUCGGCACGUACAGCACGGGGACGCGGAUUACGUGCCUGAAAGCGUUUGUUAUGACGGGGAAAGCGGAGGAAGCUGUAGAUGAAGAC
Messenger RNA from Westerdykella ornata, 1395 nucleotides. Its product is annotated as WD40 repeat-like protein. The transcript is spliced from 3 exons. The record is from RefSeq and is a predicted model, not a curated record. NCBI's taxonomy places the organism in Eukaryota, Fungi, Ascomycota, Dothideomycetes, Pleosporales, Sporormiaceae. The annotation marks the transcript as partial. Gene Ontology annotation, molecular function: protein binding.